AAUCUUGACCGCCUGCCGCAAACAUAACUAACCGCCAACCACCAGCCAUCAUCAUCUUCCCCCAUCUUAGUUCUUCCGCCCAACCGCCACGCCCUCUGCCUGCUUCAGUUCUCUUGCUCAAAUCAGAUCUCCUCCCGCCUUCGCUUCUCUGCCCUCCCCACCCUCUUCCCUCUCUCCCCCCCCUAAGGCGCGUCACUACCUAGUACUCUAGUCCCGGGCAUUUGCAGUGCAAUCCUCGUGGCUCGUUCCCCGAACUGUCCCUUUGGGUAGUCUCCCACAGCGCGCCAGCUUCUCUUCUGCCUUAACUGCUAGGCUGAGGUCCCGAAGCUGAUAUUUAGACUCAUCACCGCUGCCUUAAAACUUAGCCGCCCACCGCUCAUCGUGCGGUCACUCAUUCUAUCCGUGGGACGUUGAGACCUGUGCUCAAGGCUCGAACACGAUUAUCUAUAGCUCGCAGAAUGCCCGCUCUUAUCCCUCAAACCCCUCACAAGGAUGAUCUGGAUGAAACAUGGACGUUCCUAGAGAAGGGCAUCGACAGCGUGAUGCUCAAGUUGGAGGAAGGUGUGGACAUGAAAACUUACAUGGCCCUGUAUACCGCGGUCCACAACUUUUGCACGUCACAAAAGGCUAUCGGCAGUAGUCAAAACAUAAAAGCGCAUCAUGGCGGUCGGUCACAGCCAUAUAGAUUCUUGAGUCUCAGAAACCCACAGCUGACGCCAUCACCAGCACACCUGCUAGGAGAGGAACUGUACAAGUUGCUCGGGGAGUACCUCUCUCGUCACCUUGACGCGGUAUACAAGGAAUCCGAGGGCCAUGCGGAAGAAGCCCUGCUAGGAUUUUACAUCCGCGAGUGGCUCCGUUACACGACGGCGGCUAAGUACAUCAAUCAUCUUUUCCGGUAUUUGAACCGUCACUGGGUCAAGCGGGAAAUUGACGAAGGCAAGAAGAAUGUAUACGAUGUGUAUACCUUGCACUUGGUCAAGUGGAAGGAUGACUUUUUCAUGAAGGUCCAUGAGAAGGUCAUGGAAGCGGUGCUAAACUUGGUCGAGAAGCAGAGAAACGGCGAAACUAUCGAGCAGUCUCAGAUCAAGAGCAUUGUUGACUCCUUCGUCUCCCUUGGCUUGGACGAGAGCGAUUCCAGCAAAUCAACCCUGGAGGUCUAUCGGUACUACUUCGAGAAGCCCUUCAUUGACGCCACCAGGGUUUAUUAUGAGAAUGAAUCACGCCAGUUUGUCGCAGAGAACAGUGUUGUUGAGUACAUGAAGAAGGCGGAGGCUCGUCUGGACGAAGAAAAGGCCCGCGUGGGCUUGUAUCUGCACCCCGAUAUUUCUAAGCACCUCACUGACACAUGCCUGGAUGUGCUUGUUACCGCUCACUCAGAACUCUUGCGGGACGAGUUCCAGGUCUUGCUGGAUAAUGAACGCCAAGAGGAUCUGGCUCGGAUGUACCGACUCUUGUCUCGCAUCAAAGACGGCCUGGAUCCUCUCCGCACGAAGUUUGAGGCCCACGUCAGGAAAGCAGGCUUGGCUGCCGUGGAAAAGGUUGCCGCCGAUGGCGAAUCCUUUGAGCCCAAGCUUUACGUCGAUGCACUAUUGCAGGUGCACACCCGGUAUCAGAGUCUGGUAAGCGAAGCCUUCAACGGCGAGUCGGAGUUCGUCCGGUCUCUAGAUAAUGCUUGCCGUGAGUUUGUAAACCGCAAUAAGAUCUGCAAAUCUGGUUCGACGAAGACCCCAGAACUACUGGCCCGGUACACCGAUUCACUUCUCAAGAAGGGCUCUAAGGCAGCGGAGGAGUCUGAACUCGAAGAAAUGCUGGUGCAGAUCAUGACCGUCUUCAAGUACAUUGAAGACAAGGAUGUAUUCCAGAAGUUCUACUCCAAGAUGCUGGCUAAACGUCUCGUUCACGUCAGCUCGGUCUCUGACGAUGCGGAGACCAGUAUGAUUAGCAAGCUUAAGGAGGCGUGUGGAUUCGAAUACACCAACAAGCUGCAGCGUAUGUUCCAAGAUAUCCAGAUCUCAAAGGAUCUCAACGCCAGCUACAGAGACUGGCAGGAGAAGAUCCUCGACGAUGACGAUCGGAGGAAACUGGUAGAUUCACACUUCCAGAUCCUGGGAACUGGGUUCUGGCCCCUUAGUGCGCCUUCGACUGACUUCCUCGCGCCACCGGAAAUCGUCAAGACUGCUGAGCGGUUCCAGAGUUUCUACUUUGACAAGCACAACGGCCGUAAGUUGACAUGGCUCUGGCAGCUAUGCAAAGGUGAAAUCAAAACCAACUAUAUCAAGAACACCAAGGUUCCAUACACGUUCCAGGUGUCAACCUUCCAGAUGGGUAUUCUCUUGCUGUUCAACGAGCAUGACACUCUGUCCUACGAGGACAUUCAGAAGGCCACAUCCCUUGCUCCCGAGAUCCUUGACCCGAACCUCAGCAUCUUCCUGAAAGCCAAGGUGCUCACUAUAAACCCUGAGGGAUCGAAGCCAGAACCUGGUACAUCCUUCUCACUGAACUACAACUUCAAGAACAAGAAGAUCAAAGUCAACCUUAACAUCCAGAUCAAGUCUGAGCAGAAGGUAGAGUCCGAUGAUACGCACAAGACGAUUGAGGAGGAUCGGAAGCUGCUGCUUCAGUCCGCCAUUGUCCGUAUCAUGAAAUCUCGCAAGAAGAUGAAGCACGUGCAGCUUGUCCAAGAAGUGAUCCAACAAGUCAAGUCACGUUUCCCUCCCAAGGUUCCCGACAUCAAGAAGAACAUCGAAGCACUUAUGGAGAAGGAUUACAUAGAGCGGCUGGACGGUGAUGAGAUCGCCUACAUCGCAUGAUCCCCCAUACAACCCAGUUUCUCCAUUUCCUCCCCCCCAUCCUUCUCUUUCUCUGGCGGUUCCCUCCUCAUCAUGGAUCAACAUCACACCACAUCAACCAUCAUCUCAAAUGUCCUGUUAGCGCGGUAGCUUCCUUAUUCUUAUACUAGUCUUCUUUCAUCUUGACUCAUAUUGUCCCAAUGGCACAUCAAGGAGCGGCGGAUGGGAAACGUCGUGUUUUUCUUUUCUUUCACAGCGCUGCUACGACAAAUGAUAACCCAGACAUACAAUUAGACUGGAUCCCACUUCCCACUUUUCUUUUCCAAGUCUAAAAUCAUCUAGAUUGCAAUCGAAACCGAGCUGGGCAGC
Aspergillus welwitschiae is the source of this 3161-nucleotide messenger RNA. It is a transcript of the gene culA, whose product is annotated as cullin culA. The record is from RefSeq and is a predicted model, not a curated record. Gene Ontology annotation, biological process: protein ubiquitination; SCF-dependent proteasomal ubiquitin-dependent protein catabolic process. Gene Ontology annotation, molecular function: ubiquitin protein ligase binding. The coding region runs from base 459 to 2813 and encodes 784 amino acids. The transcript has 7 exons. Lineage: Eukaryota; Fungi; Ascomycota; Eurotiomycetes; Eurotiales; Aspergillaceae. Gene Ontology annotation, cellular component: SCF ubiquitin ligase complex.